UGGCGAGCUGUUGCAGGUGUAGUGGGACAAAGCAACGACGAGCUGGUCGUCACAACGCCGGCAAAGGGAAUGAAAUGGCUGGACGCAAAGGGGCGUACGAGGAGGUACAAACAUGGGCACGGAAGUAGUGAGGAGUAACAUGGGGGGUUACGAGAUACUGAAAGGUUGAUACGAGAGGCAACGGGAAGAAAAGGUGGGCUGAAGGAACGUCGCGGGCGCAGUGGUGGAGGGGACAGGUAGAGAGUCUGAAGAUUUGGAUUGUACACAAGACGCCGUAGAUUGUACAGGUUGUAACUCAGCAUCAGUCUGUACCAGACCAUACACACCAACGUUGGCCCGUUGAGUCAAUGUCCAUCAUCAGCAACGCAUCUGCGCGCUAUUCCACGCGCAACGGUUCUGGUUUCGUGGCACCUCGAUAUCAUCACAAAGAAAUCGAACCCUGACUCGACGCGAUACUGGAGUUGUGCCCUGUUCCACACUUUCCACGCCCCCCUGUCCGCUGCGAUCAUCACGGUACCUACCAUUCAAGUUUGCAUAGUAUCCAGACUUGAAGUAAACGGAUACCACCAACACCUUUUCUUCCUGCUGUCUCUUCGACUACUACUACCGUCCGUCUUCCCCAUCUUCUUCUCCACCGCACUGUGUCCCAGCAUCCCGGUGACUAGCCUCGACGUGGUGUCUCCUGGAAGCUCUUUUACAAUCCAUCGUCCUUCACUUCUCGCACUGCCGCAACCUCAACAUCGCACAGACCGUUCCUCCUCGACCCAACCAGCACUGCUCCUUCGAGUCCGUCCUCCCCUGCUUCUCGAUCGACCGAUCGUCACCAGAGAAAAACUGAUCAGCGAUCGAAAGCAGCUAUCAUCUUGUGUGAAUACAGGCUCAGCUGUACUCGACAUUGGUUGAACUAUUGACGGCAGCCGUCAAAUUUCAAUCGUGGCAUGGUCCCACACCCCGACUUAACACAAGACUACCGUUCCGGUCCGAACUUCGGUAAACAAUAAUACUGUGAUCUUGUGGUCUACGCACGGUUCACAACCUGUUUACCACUUCCUCGACGCUCGAACCUCAUAGGUUUCACCAUCUCGCGCGUUGUUGACAAAUUCCGUGGGUGGUAAACAAGAGUGUGCUGAUCAGGUGCUACCGAUGCGGGUUACUCGAAGACAAAGAUAGAAUUUCCCAAGUUCUGGUACUCCAUACAGACAUCGACCUCUGUCGCGCGGUCGUAAGCGGUCUUGCAGAAAAUCUGGUACUUGAAACGCUGCGCUUCCUCCCCAGCGGCUGGAUUCCAACGACCUUCGUCCUUUGGACUGGAAGCUCCACCUUCCCGAGACCACGAUCACGAGCCAUGGAGAAUACGUCGGCAUUGGACGGCGACUCCGGCUCGCAGGGAACCGCCUAUCCCUGGGUGCUGGAACAUUUACUGGCAUAUCCAGGGACUUAUGAGAUCCCGUUACGCACCAUGUACACACUAAACGCAACAACCCAGAACCAACAACAGUCUCCCAAAUUACCACCGUCCACUGGUAUCCCCGGAAAUGCGUUCCCCCGACCAAACCAAGAUGCGGUCGACGAACAACAAACCAUGAGCACUGCGACAGCAGCUGCGCAAUUACGAGCAAAUCUGAUGGCACACAUCUCACAACUGCCGUCACAGCCCACUUCGUUGCCUCCAAGCUUCAUCACCAGCUUCGUCCGUCGUUGUUUUCCCGCCGAACUCGACCAAGUCGACUUUCCCCAAGCUUUGACCGCCAUGGAUUAUCUGAAAGAUCUGGAAGUCCGACGCAGACGUGAGGUUGUUGCAGCUUUUGAGAAACUUGGUAUUGACAGAGAGGACAUUGGCUAUCGCGACAAACUAGCACGCAAGUACCCGGGAGUAUUGCAGUGGGUUACAGACAUCGAAGAGAAGGAGCGCAGGGUCCAACAACUGUACACACAUGUAUACCUCGGUCUGCGUAGAUGGACGCUGAUCAAUGAACUCUCCCUGACGCCAUUCAACAAAGCCAAUUGCAUUGCAAUGCUCAACACCCUCUAUCCACCUAUCAACAUCCACUCGAAGCAGCAGUUUGUGCAGCCAACGGCUGACCUCACACCCCGAAUUCUUUCUAAGCAACGUGAAGGCUUCUUUCUCUACAUCAAAGCCGUCGAACACAAGGGCCCCGGAGCUCUGUCGACGUUAAUUGCCGGCGGCAGGAAAGAAGGAGAUCCGACCGGCUGGAAGAGUCUUCGGGACACGCUGGACAAUUACCUUUGCAUGGCCAACAGUAUCAUCGAAGAGUGCUAUGAGAUUACUGGUCGUGGUCCAUCUCCGACUGCGGCCUCUUUUAGUUCUAUUGAAACCGAAGAAGAUGGCCGGCGAAAGGUGGACUCGGCGAUUUCUUUCGGAUCUACAGCUUCUUCCAAGCGCAACUCGAGUCAAAGCCACGCCACACGGCCCAGUACCAGCAGCAGCUUCAGCACUACCACCAGCAGCUUCAAUCACAACCGUCAAGUGUCAAGAGAGAAACAGUUGCCAGAGAAGCCACUUCCUAUUCCCAGGGAUGAUGAGGACGAUGUUACGGUCACCCAGAAGUCAUCUGGGUCAACAUUGGAGCGUAUCGCGCGAGAACUUCGAAAGAUCAAAAGCCGCAACAACGUCAAGGAUGACCCACGUCCUCGGACCGUCUCGAGCCAGUCUGCCGAUGCCACGAUGGUGGACGGUUCAGGGCAGCCUGUCUCAGGUCCCGCGAAAGAUCGUAGUCUCAAGCUCAAGCGGAGUCUACGGAAGAUGAGGUCGAAUACCGGUCUUCUGGAUGGAAGCAGCUUCCGGCCGUCGAGUCGUGGUGACGAACCGACCACUCCCACCCUGCCUACGUUUGAUGCAGAGGAGAUGAAGAGAAAGAGAGCCGAAUGGGAGUCUCAGCAGCAUUCAUAGGGGAAAGGCAGCGCUGAGGCGGAGAUGAGUAUUUGAGGAAGGUAGACUCUCGCCGAGUUUUGUUUCAUCCUAACGGAUAAUGUGUUACGGACUGGAUUGGGUUGGGUUGGGUUUGAAAUGAGAGGCGUUCCAUGGAUCGCGGCUACUGCUACCGCAUGAAGACUUGAGGACUGGGAGCAAACGGUUUAAUGACAAAGUAUGAGCAUGACAGGACUCGGAGCACAGGAUGUGAUUGGGUCCAAGUUUUUCCGGGCGCUGGCAAACAAUGCGACUUGUAGAACAUUGGCAUCAGACAAGUAAGGCUCUCGCGAGCGAAAAUACCUAUGACGAUUACCAGAAAGGA
Molecule: messenger RNA, 3254 nt
Organism: Exophiala dermatitidis NIH/UT8656
Lineage: Eukaryota; Fungi; Ascomycota; Eurotiomycetes; Chaetothyriales; Herpotrichiellaceae
Exons: 1
Coding region: 1346-2911 (521 amino acids)
Source: RefSeq, a predicted model, not a curated record